AUGAGUAGCGCCAGCGUACCUGUAGAAUACAGCAAAAAGCGCUCGCGUUCUCCUCAUUCCCACCAUCACCGCUCCGAAGAUGUGAAACGACAUCGCUCGCGCUCGCCGCAUCGCAAACCUCAUCAUCAUCACCAUCACCACCACCACCACCGCCGCCGCCACGAACCUCGCGACGUCCCCACCUCGCUCCCACUAAACGCGCAACCGCUGCACAAAAGCCAAUUCCAGCACUACGAAGGACUUUUCGCGCGCUAUCUCGACGUGCAAAAGCUGAUUAACAUUGACGAUUUGUCCGAAACAGAAGUCCGAGGUCGUUGGAAGUCGUUUGUGGGGAAAUGGAAUCGAGGAGAAUUAGCAGAGGGUUGGUAUGAUGCUGAAGCGAGAUGGCGCGCGGAAGAUCGCGUUCUCGGAGCGGCAAUACCCAAUCUGCAAGACCUCCAACAUAGAAAUGAACUCGUCGAAGAAGCUCAUCUACACGACCGAGCAAAUCUCCUCCACGAACGCAAACUCGAUCGAAAUCUGCAAAAGGAGCGCGUGGAAGAACUCGUGCCACGCGCAGACCCAGGUUCGAGAGAACGACAGAUGGAAAAAAAGGCAGACAAGACUUUUACGUUGCAUCAAUUUCGAGAGGCGAAAGAUGGAGGGGAUGUGGAGGUGGGAGAACAGGAAUUGAUGGGUGGUGGUGAUGGGGAGCAGGAGUUUCAGCGGGAGGUGAAGCAGAGGCAGAGGGCGAAGAGUGAGAGGGAGAUUCGGAAGGAGGAGGCAUUGAGGGCGAGGAUGGCGGAGAGAGAGGAGAGGAUGAGAGGGGUGAGGAUGAAGGAGGAGAAGACGAUGGAGAUGUUGAGGAAUAUUGCAAAGACGAGAUUUGGGUGA
Messenger RNA from Sphaerulina musiva SO2202, 873 nucleotides. RefSeq lists its product as uncharacterized. The coding region runs from base 1 to 873 and encodes 290 amino acids. The transcript is spliced from 2 exons. Lineage: Eukaryota; Fungi; Ascomycota; Dothideomycetes; Mycosphaerellales; Mycosphaerellaceae. The record is from RefSeq and is a predicted model, not a curated record.